AUGCUUUUCACUAAGAUCGCAUCUCUUCUUUUUCUGGCUACUAAACAGGCUGCUGCCCAUGGCUUGAUUACUCGCAUCAAUGGUGCGAACGGCGUUAUAAUGCCGGGGCUAACAGUCGUCGAUGGUAUUCCGCGUGACUGUCCCUCUGCUGCGUGUGGCGGACAGAAAGAUACCGCAGUGAUCCGAGAUCAGGAAAUGGGAAGUAUUAAGGCAUCGGCCUUGGGGCGCACUUUGAAUUCUGGCCCUGUGGAUCCCCAACGAGUAAUCACGGAUUUCAUGACACCUAAUGCCGAUUCGCGGACUCACAUACGCCAUUUCCCCAAAGCUCGCCAGCUAAUCAAUGAUGCGGCUAGUGUCAUCACUAAUGCCGGUGGGGCUGUUCUGAAUGGCGCUCAGGAUCUUGCAGACAAAACACCUUUUGGUGCUGCUGUCAAAGGUGCGCAAUCUGCGGUUGACGACGUGGCAGGGGCUUUACCAGGGACCAAAUCUGGUGCUAUUACACCCAGUGGUACCGUGGAAAAAGGGCUUGCAGAUUAUGCAGGCAUAGGCUCUGUCAAUGGCUUGCCUUCUGCUUCUGACGACGGAUACGUCACCAUGAUUUACCAUCAGGUAAACCAAGACGGCGCGGGCCCGUUAUCAGCAGAUAUUGAUGCAACGAGCGCGGGUACAGACCCCAAAGCAUUCAAACCAGCCAGGGUAAUCCAAGAUGUCCCAGGUGUCGCAGGAUUUUCAACCUCCAGCACAAUGGACUAUGAGGUCAAAGUCCAAUUACCCUCAGGGACGAAGUGCACAGGUGUUGUUGGCAACACCAAGAAUGUUUGCAUCGUACGUAUCAGAAACAAUGCCAUUUCAGGCCCUUUUGGGGGCUCGGCUGCGUUCACAAUCUGA
Molecule: messenger RNA, 888 nt
Organism: Penicillium atrosanguineum
Lineage: Eukaryota; Fungi; Ascomycota; Eurotiomycetes; Eurotiales; Aspergillaceae
Product: DUF3129 domain-containing protein
Exons: 6
Coding region: 1-888 (295 amino acids)
Source: RefSeq, a predicted model, not a curated record